Molecule: messenger RNA, 1016 nt
Organism: Octodon degus (degu)
Lineage: Eukaryota; Metazoa; Chordata; Mammalia; Rodentia; Octodontidae
Gene: Msra
Product: methionine sulfoxide reductase A
Exons: 4
Coding region: 1-444 (147 amino acids)
Biological process (GO): cellular response to oxidative stress
Cellular component (GO): cytoplasm
Molecular function (GO): peptide-methionine (S)-S-oxide reductase activity
Source: RefSeq, a predicted model, not a curated record
AUGCCUACAGGAAGUGAACUUGCUGCUCCAGAGGGCCCUCUGCACCUUCGUGUGCGCACCAGCCAAGGAAAAACUGGCCAUGCAGAAGUCAUCAGGGUUGUGUACCAGCCAGAGCGCAUCAGCUUUGAGGAACUGCUCAAGGUCUUCUGGGAGAAUCACGACCCGACCCAAGGCAUGCGCCAGGGCAAUGACCAUGGCACCCAGUACCGCUCGGCCAUCUACCCCACGUGCACCGCGCAGAUGCAGGCGGCCCUGCAGUCUAAGGAGGACUACCAAAAGGGUCUGUUAAAGCACGGCUUCGGUCCCAUCACCACCGACAUCCGGGAGGGCCAGACUUUCUACUAUGCAGAAGACUACCACCAGCAAUACCUAAGCAAGAACCCGGAUGGCUACUGCGGCCUUGGGGGCACAGGGGUUUCUUGUCCCCUGGGUAUUAAGAAGUAACUUCUGCUGAUGUGGUAACCCCUGCAAAUUCCAAAAAAAGUGCUCUUCCCAAAUGGGCUGAUGCUCUUCCCAAGUGGGCUGAUGUCUAAGUCACAUCAGUGGCUUUUUGAAGUGCAUUGAUAAAAAUCUGAGUUUUAUUGAAGUUUAAUUUAUAGGAAGUACAAUGGCAAGUUGAUAAAAUGUAUUUGUUUUCUGAUAAUUUAGUGUGGGGAUGAUACUGUGAAAUUUUCUGAAUCAUUUGGGCUCUAAACAGAUUGAGGGAAAUCCUGUGCCCUCCUGUGGCACCUGCCAUGGAGCUGCGGGCUGGGCUGAGAGCUGGGACUUGGGCUCUCCUCGGUGUCCCACCCCACCUCCGUGCCACCUGCCCUCCUGUGCCUUAGGGUGCGUGCCCAGGGGCAGCCUGCACCAACCCGCCCUCGACCACUGUGCCCCAUGGAAUGUGGGGGUGGGUAAGGGACUUCCUGUCGCUUCUCAGUGCUCUGUGCCACAAGAAGUAUGUUAGCUUGAGGGAUUCGAUGCUUUGCUUAUAGCUGCAAGAAAUGCUAUCCUAAUAAACCUACAGUUCAGUGAUA